This is a messenger RNA of Parathielavia appendiculata, 2802 nucleotides long. RefSeq lists its product as uncharacterized. The record is from RefSeq and is a predicted model, not a curated record. The transcript is spliced from 2 exons. Lineage: Eukaryota; Fungi; Ascomycota; Sordariomycetes; Sordariales; Chaetomiaceae. The coding region runs from base 1 to 2802 and encodes 933 amino acids.
AUGGCAGCUAAACUCCAAAUACACACGCCAUAUGUGCUGCAGGCACUUCCGCGCCCGCUCGACCGCCCCGACGGCCCUGGUCGCUAUCUCGCUGGAGAGGUUUUCGGCCAGAAACAACAUGACAAGCGGCGGAAGAGGAGCGAGCUUGCUGUAGCCAUUGACGGUGUCGCGGUUUACCUCUACGACAUCCUCUCCUCCCAGGCUGUCACAUCCUACUUGGUCUCGCCCCAUUCCGUCUUCACCUGCGCACCGUACUCGCUCCGCUGGAGACCGGCCUCGUCCAAGACAGCAACACGGUAUACCUAUGUUUCGCUUUCAACCAUCGAUGCCUCCUCUGCCUCUGGGAAGCGAGAAAUCAAGCUGUUCAAGGAGGAGAUCUCUGAGGCUGGGACGACCACCACGUCACAAGUGGCCCAUACCCUCCGCUGUGAUGCGUCUAUCGUCAACAUUUUCGCCAGUUCCCCGCGGAGUCCAAUUACCAAGCUUAUAACCGAAGAGUUUGGCUACCAUGACCUAGUCGUCGUGGCCGCUGACGGAACGGUUUUGGGUCUGAAUGGAGAGACGCUAGAGGAGCGUUGGCGGACGUCGCCGUCUCUUCUUUCCGAGGAAACUUUUUCCGGGCGUAAGCCGAGUCUUCAAGUCGACUUUGCUCAGCCCACAUUGGCCGCAGAUGUAAUUGAUGGAAUGUUCGGCGGCAGACCCGAGCUCUUUGGCGUCUUCCAAGAGAAGAUUCACCGCGACGGUUUCAAUCCCGACUUCCUCAUCCUGAUUACCUCAGACAGGGCGUCCCGAAGACGACACUUGCAUGUCCUCGCUCUGCCGUCAGAGAGGGAAGCACGGCAGGCGAACAACAAGCGUCUCAUUUCCGUGUUUGUCGCGCCUCUGUCCGCCGAAGCAAAUUGCACCGGCUUCCAGCUGGAUGUCAGGUUUGGGACCUUACAGGCGCGCUCUGACGGCACAAUCAGCACAUUUACCUUCAGCAAUGGCAUUCCCCGACUCGAGAACAAGCUGCAAGUUGUGGGCCUUACCUCGUUUCUCCGGUUGUCGAAGACAUCGGUCCUCGCUUCAGCAGCCGAUGGGUUCUCGGUCUACAACCCAAUCUACCGGUCACUCCAGGCAACUGCCCCUUUGGACACUGUGACCUCCGGGGAUAAGAGCAUUCCUUUCAAUUUCGUCACUUACUUUGCAAGCCGGGAGAUUGCUGUUGGCCUUCGCGGGGCAAAUCUCACUGCCAUCCAAAUAGAAGCGCCCAAAAAUCGGACAAUGAAGCGCCGUGCAGAAGGCCUGUUGGCGGACGCCAUCCGACGGGGCAUCCCCCGGGAACAGACUGUGCGGAAGCGAGCGCCAGCCGAUCAUACCGCCUCCGCCCUCGUCGCAGACCCUUUUCCGGGAUCGUCUGAUGCUUCGCUCGAAUGGCGGACGAAAUCAGCACAAGCCGACAAGCUCCUCCGCAACAACGAUCUCCGUUCUUGGGAGGCGCUCUUGGCAGAGAUUUUUAGGAUAUCAGUCAAAGAGAGUGAGGGUGAUGCCGAGAGGGGCAUUGUCAAUGGAACAACUGAACCAACUCAGCUUCCAGAGUGGGUAUGGCCGUCGUCCAGAGCUGACUAUGCUCGUGUCGAUAGGAGAUGGGUCUUCUAUGCUAUUAACCGAAUCUUUACCUGGGACGCUCAAGCUCAGGAUUCAAAGACUCCGCGGUUGGCCUGUCGCCUCCCUGAAAGCAACGUCCUCAACUACCUUGUUGAUUCUGGGCACCUGUUGACCUCCAACAUCAAGUCGGCAUUUAAGGGUGAAGUCCGAGAGGUGGAUCAGGUUGAAGACAUGAUCGGGGAGGAGAUUCCUGUGCUCUUGGCUGAGAUCGAUCCAACAAUGGAGCUGUUGUUGGGCUACCUCUCUGGAACGCAGCUUGGGUCGACCGAGUUGGUGUCUUCUAUCAAGCUCUUGCUGCGCAGCCUAGGCUUGUUCGAAGACUCGUCCAGAACUCUGCAGAUGCGGCUUACGGAGAACGGCGAUCAAAUCUAUGAUCAAGAGAACGAGGUUAUCAGCAUGGAGCUUGACCGGGCAGCCGAAGAGUUGCAGAUCACGGAACAUUAUCUUGGCGGACAUCGCGCCCGGGGCUUGGGGGUCGCUUUCAGCAAACUGGCGGCAUGUCCACCAGUCUCGACUGUCCAAAGCUUGCGGCGCCUCUUCACGCCCCAGGAAAUUAUUGGUCUGAUGAACGUGUUGCGGGCUGAACUCAUCAAAGAUGGUUGGACAACUCGAUACCUUGACAGGACCCGCGCCGACCAGGACGAGAUCGAGGCACCGCCUGACGGGAGCAUUCAGCUUAUUGCAGAUCUCAUGUCUAGAUGUAUCGACUCAGUAGGCUUGGCUGGCUGGAUGGCGUCGGAUUCCGUGCUGGCAAGCUCACGCAGUCAGGAGGACUCUGCCGAUUUCUUCAGCCAGUUUCAAGCCGAGGUUAGCGUUGCGCUGGAGGGCAUCAUGGAGGCCGUGCGUCUCCAGGGCGCUUUAGCAGAGGCCGUCAGCUAUGCGAAGAGGGCCAGGAAGGCGCUUGGGUCCGAUUCGGCGAAGGGAGGCAAGGCCGUGUCGUUACACGCAACGAAGGAACUGCCGCUGGGGCUCAAGACGGAUACCAAGAUCUCUACCGAAAGGAUUAGGUCGGGCGGCGAGGUGGUCCCUCGGAGCAGCCGGCAGAUUGGCCACUUUAUCAGCAAGAAGCGGGGUGUCUAUUCGGUGCAUCGGAUAUCAGAGGAGACUCUUCUUGGUGGAGCUUGUGCACUUGUCGUUCAGGAGGCGGGCCGCUGA